Messenger RNA from Osmerus eperlanus (European smelt), 2203 nucleotides. RefSeq names its product natural resistance-associated macrophage protein 2-like. Lineage: Eukaryota; Metazoa; Chordata; Actinopteri; Osmeriformes; Osmeridae. Bases 196 to 1953 code for a protein of 585 amino acids. The transcript is spliced from 16 exons. Gene Ontology annotation, biological process: metal ion transport. Gene Ontology annotation, molecular function: cadmium ion transmembrane transporter activity; iron ion transmembrane transporter activity; manganese ion transmembrane transporter activity. The record is from RefSeq and is a predicted model, not a curated record. Gene Ontology annotation, cellular component: plasma membrane.
UGAAGGUUAGCUAUUUCAUUCGUGACAUCUGAACUGAAGAGGCGAAGAGUGAACUCCUUCAUGAAAGAAAUGCAUAGUCUAGUUAGCUGAAUGAAUUGCGUCUCCGACACGUCUUCUAGUCUCCAUACAUUUUCUAUUUCGGAGUUUAUUUUGGGAUAAAAAGAUAUUCUUUAGGAGAUUACCAAACGCGUCGGUAUGCCUUCCAAGACAUUCUCCUUUCUCUUUCGAGACAGAACCCCACUCUCUGAGAACAUCCACAUCUCGUCUUUACCACCCAGUAUGACCACAGACCAGGAUCCAGGGGGAGGUGACACGUCCCAGGGGACGUCAGUGGUCAAGACCACAGGCACUCGGCGAGGAACUCCUUCCCCCUCUGUGUUCCCAGAUGGUCACAAUGACACUGUGUCUGGUACCUAUUUUGAUCAGAAGGUCAUCAUUCCAGAGGAAACCAGUCAGAUGGGGUUCAGUUUCCGUAAGCUGUGGGCCUACACUGGCCCUGGGUUUUUAAUGAGCAUUGCCUACCUUGACCCAGGGAACAUAGAGUCCGACCUGCAGUCUGGGGCCAAGGCUGGCUUCAAGCUGCUGUGGGUGCUACUGGGAGCCACCAUCAUUGGUCUACUGCUCCAGAGGUUGGCAGCUCGACUGGGCGUGGUCACAGGGAUGCACCUGGCAGAAGUCUGUCACUGCCAGUACCGCACAGUUCCCCGUAUUAUCCUGUGGUUAAUGGUGGAGCUGGCUAUCAUUGGUUCAGACAUGCAGGAAGUCAUUGGAUGUGCUAUUGCAUUUAACCUCCUCUCCUCUGGCAGGAUCCCACUGUGGGGAGGUGUUCUCAUCACCAUCAUUGACACGUUUGUCUUCCUCUUCUUAGAUAAGUAUGGUCUGAGGAAGCUUGAAGCCUUCUUUGGGCUCCUUAUCACCAUCAUGGCCAUCACAUUUGGAUAUGAGUAUGUGACGGUGGCUCCAGACCAGGGUCAGCUGCUGAGGGGAAUGUUCGUCCCCUACUGUGAGGGCUGUGGAGCAGCCCAGCUCCAGCAGGCCGUGGGCAUCGUGGGGGCAGUCAUCAUGCCACACAACAUCUACCUGCACUCGGCACUCGUCAAGUCUCGACAGAUUGACCGGUCUAGCAAGAAGGAGGUCAAGGAGGCCAACAAAUACUUCUUUAUUGAGUCGUCCAUUGCCCUCUUCAUCUCUUUUCUCAUCAAUGUUUUCGUGGUGGCUGUGUUCGCCGAGGCAUUCUAUGGACGCACAAAUAUUGAAGUGUAUAAUGUAUGCAAUGCUACCGGCAGUCCCCACGUUGGCCUCUUUCCACUUGACAACAGCACACUACGGGUGGACAUCUUCAAAGGGGGUGUGGUGCUCGGCUGCUUCUUCGGCCCGGCUGCCCUCUACAUCUGGGCUGUGGGGAUCCUGGCUGCAGGCCAGAGCUCCACCAUGACAGGGACCUACUCUGGCCAGUUUGUCAUGGAGGGCUUCCUGAACUUGCACUGGUCGCGUUUCACUCGGGUGUUGCUGACCCGUUCCAUCGCCAUCACUCCCACCCUGCUGGUGGCCAUCUUCCAGGACGUGCAGCACCUGACGGGCAUGAACGACUUCCUCAACGUGCUGCAGAGCAUGCAGUUGCCGUUUGCCCUGAUCCCCAUCCUAACUUUCACCAGCCUGGCAUCCCUUAUGCAUGAUUUUGCUAAUGCAUUAGUUUGGAAGAUAGGAGGAGGAGUGUUGAUCUUGUUGGUGUGUGCCAUCAACAUGUAUUUUGUAGUGGUUUAUGUAACUACACUCCAGAGUAUCUGGCUCUAUGUUCUGGCUGCAAUUCUCUCUCUAGCCUAUCUGGGAUUUGUAGGUUACCUGGCAUGGUUGUGUCUGAUAGCUUUGGGGGUGUCAUGUCUAGACCUCCCCACCAGCAGAAGAAAUGACACCACAGUUCUGAUCGAGGAGCAGCCUGAGUUUGACUCUUGAACUCAGAAGCUGAAAGUCUUUUACUGUAAUAAAAAAAAGUAGUUCUUUUAUUUUGAACUUGCUAUUUCACUUCUCCGCCACAAGGUGGCACUGUUGACUAAAAGAGAUAACUAAUCCCCUGGGGCAGGGAAUGUUUGAUCAGUGCUAGACCACCAGCCCUGCACAGUAUAAUGAACAACAACUAUAAGAUGUUUUUAUAUGAUGUCUUGUGAAAAUAUUUUUAAACAUUGUCAAAUGUAAGAAAGAAACC